AUGCAAUUUGACUCAGGCGUUUCCCGUCAUGAGGGCCAGGGAGGGACGAAAGUGGCGAAGCGUUCUCCGCGGCGGCGUUCCGGGUUUCGCCGUGAACUGAUCUCAGCGAAGCUUACAACCAGGAACUUCGUGGCAGUGGACAGUGCGGAGAGAGCUUCUGAGGGGAGAGAUGGAUUUCAGGGGGAGCGCGAGAGCGCGCAGGCUGCUUCUGCCCACGAGGCGAGCCCCACUGCUGCCUCCGAAGGUUCAAAGCGGAGGUCACUUUACGCAAAAAUGUACGAUCGCCACGUCCAGAGGCGGUUGAUGAAGAGGAAACACAGUCUGGCGGUGCAGCACCGUCCCAUUGAGGGAGACAAGUUGAACCGCUGCCGAGACAGCCACGCUAAAGAAGACAGAACUGAAGCUGCGCCUUCGCGCAUUGCUGAAGAGACAGGUGGAAGCAACGGCCAGGCUCAUGUGGAUUCUGGGCAUGGUAGCGCCACGCGAAAUGCAGGAAACGCAGGAGGGAGUUCAGGAACCGUUGAGGAAGUCAGCGGGGCUAGAAGCGGUGAGCUGAGACACCGCAGGGAAGGAGAUUCCAGGGGUGAUGGUGUUGGAGCGAGCGCGCCGGGCGUCGCCGAAGGGGUCGUGCUGGAUAUACAGAGUUCUGCAGACCCGUGGCUGCGUGAUGCGGUAGCGGAUCCUUCGCGGUCUGGGUCCUUUGGGGGGACGGUUGUCCGGUGGGAUUUGGAAUCCGACGAGCCUUCGAAUCCGGAUCGUGAAUCGAGCACUUCGCAGAAUCUGUCGACUCCGGUUUGUCCCGAGGGCUCUGCCGGGCCGGAGGCCGGUGGCGGGGAGGCAGCGAAUUUUUCGCCUUCUCUUUCUAGGAUGGGCGACGGUGUGCAUGCCCCAAGUUUGAGCAGAAGUACUCGGAGUCGACCCGAGGACUCCUCGCAGCACGUGCAGGCGCCGAGUUCCGCCAUCCAACCGGAGAAGUGCCUGGGCGACCUAAGCAGCUUGGCUACCCCGGCGUCUUCGGAAAGUUUCGAGGACUUGACAAACGCUGCAGGGAUGUGCGAUGGCGGCCUACGAUUAGCCUUCACGAGGGAACAGUCUCUAUUUUUGGACCAAGUCACGAGUCCAGAGGGAGGCGUGUUGCGCGACGCUCCGGAGGACGCAGCUGUCGUCGGCGUUUUCUGCGAGAGAGCUUCUUCAACGUCUUCCGCUUCGUCGCUCAUGUGGAGCAGCUUCUCCGAGACUGAUAGCGAGGCGAGCAGCUGUGGAAGGACCGUCGACUCGAGAUGGAGGACCGACGGAAAUAAGCGUGACUCGCGGCGCCUUGCGCAUGCAGGGACGAAGGCGGGGGAGCUUUCUGAUGUUGCUGUGCGCCGACGUUCGAGGCGAGGGCUAAGUCAACGCCGGGCUAGGUCACGGGGGGAAGGGAGCUACUGCCAGCGGCAAGUGGAGGCUCUAAGACAGUACAUAUACAUGCGGGAGAUCGUGGAGCAUGGCACGUUACUCUUCAACGGGUCGCCGAUGGCCGGCAUUCGCUUUCUGCAGCAACAGAAGAUUCUCGAUGACGACAGCUUCGCCGUUGCGGCGUUUCUCCUAGCAACGGACGGUCUGGACAAGCGCCGGAUCGGCGACCUGCUCGGGGGACCAGAGCCGGCCUCCACGUCUGUUUUGAAUGCCUUCUGCAGCUUCAUGAACUUCGCGGGCAUGCCGGUGGACGAGGCCCUGCGGCACUUCCUCACUUUUUUCUUCAUGCCUGGCGAGUCGCAAAUCAUUCUCCGCAUCCUCGAAAGAUUCGCGGCAGCGUAUGUGCGCGACAACCCGACCGCGCCGCUGUCACUGGAACAGGUGCACAUUGUGGCGUACGCUUUGUUGAUUUUGAACACUUCGCUCCACCACCCUAGCCUCAAAACGAAAGACAAAAAGGUGCUUUUGCGCGCCGACUUCUUGAAGAUGGUCACUGGAGCAGGCAUCGCGCUGCCUGAAAACGAACUGGGUGAUAUGUACGCGCGGAUUCUCCUCAAGGAAUUCAAGACGUCCUUCUCUGCAUCCGAAAAAACGUACAAACGUCUGUUGGCGACCCAGAUCGACCUCGCCCACGCCUUUGCUUCGUCCUCUCUGCGGCAUCCGCCAGAUAUCGUGGAACCCUCUCGCCCCUUCCGAGCCAGCAGGAGCUUCGCCUCUGCCGCCCGCGAUGCCUUCAAUUCGAGGGACCCGUCGCCCUCUGGCUGUCCAUCGCAACCCUCGGGCGACUUCGGGACGCAAGACCGGCGUGCCGGCCGUAACACGGUCCGCAGCCAGACGGCCUGGCAAUCUAGUGAAAGGAAGCUUUCUGAUCCCGGAGAACGUUGCCAGGGUUUGUCCCCAGCCCGGGUUUGGCCUACAGCCCCACAAAAUCUUCUCAAGGACGGAAGAGGUUUCGGGAACCUCCACCGUGCAUUUCCGCGCUGCGCUCAGCUUACAGGAGGCAUGCUGAAUGCAGUUGUUGUUUCGCCAUGGCCAGUCGCUCAGUGUGCGCAGUGUGGUCGCCCAGCUGGCCUUCGGGCUGUCAGAGACUCCGGCUCCUUGCGCAGGAUGACAGCGCCCCCCUCCGGUUUCUCGGUUCGCGGAUCCGAGUCCAUAGGCUGCCGUUCCAAACGGCAUGUUCCAGGGUUCCGGGAAGACGCGAGGGAUAUCACCACGCACCAGGAAUCUUUCCGACACGUUGUGCACGGUGGUGCUGCCAGGGCGUGUCGUGGGGCGCAUGCAGGCGAUGGGCCUGCUCAGGUCAUAGACUACGGCUCUGGGCUAGACAGCGCAUGGCCACGGGACAAUCCAUGUCACGAAGUGUGGGGACGGCUUGAUGCCUCUUUAGACCAAGGUGGCUCGAGAGGUCCUGCUUGCGGGCCGGGCGAGCCGUGGGUGCCCACGAGCAGCUCUCGCAACUCGCUCACUGGCGGUGAGCGCCGAGAAGACUUAGAACAACUUAGCGAUGGGAGGGCUAGGCGAAGCGCUCCGACAACACCACUGAGGACUUCGGGUUGUAGGUCGCUUGAAAACAACGUGACCUGCGUGGAUGUGCCUUCGGUAGCCGCGUCCGUUCCAGUAGAUCGCUCCACGUAUCCGCUGCAUUCAGUCGGCACGUGUUUAGGGUCGUUGCGAAGGCCAGGGGAUCCGGCAGCCGCACAUUCUCGUGUUUGUAAAGCCGAUAUCUCAGGGCGGUUGUCCGAGUUUUGUAUGGCUAGCCACGAUGGGGCAGCGCUUCAGGGGCCAGGCAGCCAAUGCGGCACCCUUGGUUCCUUGGGUCUCCCCUCUCGUGACAGCGCGACAUUGUUGCGCCCGGCACUCAACUCCCGUCUCAUGUACACGUCGUCGCUAGAUCCGCCCCCUUUCUCCCUUUUCCCGGCACCCCCGGAAUGCGUUCUGACACCGCCUGUACCGCCGCUCGCCCUCAUUGUGGGUGGCUGGGCUGUUAAGGUCCGCGGCAUCAACACCGCAGAUGGGAAGGUUAAAGCCGUGGCGUAUUUGCGAGUUCACAAGCGGCAGUUCUGGGUCGAGGACGCAAAUCUCUGUUGGAGUCGCCGGCCGCGAACGCCCUUAGCCGUUUCGCAGGCAUCAUCUGGGGUGCCUCUAGGCGUCGCGGCUCCAGACGCAAAGCAAGGAUGGAAACGAACCGGAUCGGCGUUGAGGAACCGCAUGCGCUCGGGGGCAUCGCUGGAGUCACCGUCGGCGCCAGCGCCACAUAUCCUGGUGGGAGGUGGGGGGAACAAGAAUGAAGAAGGUGACGAGAGGGAACAGGAGACCUCCAUCAGAAGGCCACGCGGCGGUGGCUGCAGUGAGGACCUGGCUGCGGGUGGACUGCUUGUUACUGGCACGGACUUGGCAGGCAGGAAUGCGACUCUGAGAGCGCGUGCAGGUGCCGAACCGACGGGGCAGGGGCACUCUGAUGUGGCUUGCCGUGACGGUGGAGACGCGGCUUCUGGGAACCCGGAGAGGGGCGCCGGAGGUUCAGGGAGACAAGGAGUGGGGGUGGAACCAAAAACAACUGACUUGUGUCAGGAUGACUCUCCGGUGCUUCCCCACAACGGUUCACCAGCAGGUCCGGAUGGUUUUCCGACACCAGUGGACAGAGAAGCGGGGCAGCGCGAAGUCAAAAGCCAGGUGGAGGAAAACAGUGCAUGCUCGGGAUCCACAGAGGGAAAACCACGAGACAAGCGUGGUUAUCACGAGACAGGUGGGAGUCUGUUGGCCGUUGCGCGAUUCGCGGGACGAGGGGGCCGGUUGCUUCUAGGCGCCAAGGGCCUCAGGGUACCUCGCAUAAAUCUCCACAACCCAUUCAAGAGACAGCCUCGGUGCAAUUCCUCGGCAUUUGACCUUGGUCAUCGCAAGUUUACGGACUACGACGGAAGCUCAGUGAGAACUGCGAACGUCGUCAGCGGAAACAAGGGAAACGGGGCAUUUCCCGAGAGUGGAAGAGGCGAGAUGAGCCGGAUCGAGUGUCCAGCACGUGAAUCUCAGGAGUUGCCUGCCGAUGCAGCACCUCUAAAGAGUCCCACGCCCCGGGAUCGGGCUACCCGUAGGCCCAAAGAAGGCUCAGCUGCGCAUAACACGGGCACUUCGCAGCCGGCGUGCUCUGUAGGUGAGGGGGAGCCUUCGUUUGCCGAGACGGGUUCAUCAGCUAUUGUGGGUACAGCCAACGAAGUGGGGGAUGUGCGCCUUUCGCUUCAGGCUGAGGUUGAGCCGCUUUCGCCGAUACUGUCUUUGUCGCAAUAUCUUCGUUCCGUGCAUCUGACCGCAGGGGUUGGAACGGCAGAGCGAGCAGCGAAUUCGCGUCCGCCUCUGUCGGUGAGUCGUCGGAAUCCUUCUUCCUCCUCGCAUGCAAAUGACGACCGCGUAGAACGGGACACGACUUUUUUUUCUGGAGCCCCACGCCGGUGGCGCCGGUCCUGGUCUUGUCCAGACUCAAAUACGACCACGCGAGCUACCCAUACGGGAGCGUCACUUCCCGAGCUGCUUCUCAGAGAAGGCCUUCCCACUCCAUUUCUCGCGCCGGCGCCAGCCACAUUUCACCUCAACGACCCAAUAAGCCUUUGCAAAUCUCUCUCUUUCGCACUUGCGUUGGAGCGCGGCGCCUCGGGUGUUCGCGCAGCUCCCCUGCCCAGGUGGGAUGCGUCAACAUCCGGAUAUUUAAGUGACAGUUUGCUGGAGAGCGCUGGAGUCAGCAAGGCAGACUGGCGGCCUCGCGGUGCAGGCGAAAUCGCUUCGUUUCAAUAUGAGGGCCUUCUGGGCCGUUGCCUUCGAGGCGGAGCCCAACGCAGUCUGUCUGGAGGAGCCUUGGUGAGGAGGGACCCGAUCGACGACGGCGCUGGGCGAGUCGCGAGGCCGAUGGACGGGGACGAUUUGCAGGCACGAGUUUAUGUUUCCGUUCCACAUUUAGCGAUGCCCGAUGUCAUUCUGAAGGACUGGACGGGGAUGAUGGAGCGUGCAAACGACAAGGCGCGCCAAGGGCAGUCGGCAGAGCCGGAAGACGCCGGCGCAGACGAUUCACACUCGUGGGACUUGCCAAACCUACCGUUGUAUGCAGUCAGCGCGGCAGCGGAGUCCUCCGACAACAGAAAAGGGGACCCAAAGGUGAAUGAGUUACACGGAGGAGGGAAUCAGGGAGCGCGCGCCACUGCCGGGAGGCCGGCCUGGGGGACCAGCAACGCAGGCGGAGCAGGGCAGGCCAAAGGGCCUGUUCCCCGUGAUUUCUCCGUUGAUAUCAGGAUGAGCAGAGGACGCAGCAGCCAACAUAGCUCCCAAGGCCUCCGCGUCAACAAGGGUCCUGGUGGGGUUUUCUGGCGACGAUUGCCUUCCUUUCGAGGCUCCCCUGAGGGGGGCGUCGAGCAGAGCGGGUGGCUUGCGAAACUCGACUUAGUCAGACCUAUUGUGGAGAAAAAGCAUGGCGGGGCCCGCGGCUUCUUUGCGCGGCUGUUCCACCCUGUGCUCGCCAUGGCUUCAGUCAACCGGUGCCCCCUCAGCGAGCUGACAGAUGCGCAUCUGGGCGCCCCUCCCGAGAUCGCGUCUGCACUGGAAAAAGCGACAAUUCCAUUUGGCGACCUCUUCGCAGAUCCUGGAGCCCGUCAGCAGGUUUUCCCUGAUCUGUCGCCGCCGCCGUUUCUUUUUCCGUCUUCUUAUCCGCCUCUCAUGUUCGAUGGGAAGACCAGUGGACCGGCGCCGCAGUGGCCUUGGGGCCCAGGGAAAGGCUCUGCGAUGGUUUGUAUGACGCUUGCUUUCAAGCGUCGGCUGCUCGUGCUUGUUCUCCCCUAUCACAAUGCGUUGGUCUCCCUGGCCUCUGCUAGGAAGUCUGCUGAGUCGUACGCUGCAGGCACUACAGACGCGCUUUCGAUGGUUGCGACCCGGGCGGCUUACGGCUUCGACUCUUCGUCUUCCUUCGCAGCUUCCGUCCUCCUGCCAGCGUUCUCUGAGGGAGUCUCCCGUCGAGAGUCUGUCUCUUUCUGUCGGAAGUCUGGAGCAUCAACUGGCUCCGGGGAGCGGGCGACCUCUGUCCCGUUGACUUCGUCCCCGCGCGCGGUGACUGCGGAUGGAGGGCCUUCCUCUGUGACCAGGGAAAGGGCGAAAUCUGGAACACUUCCGGCAGCUUCUCUCACGUGCUACCAGUCUCGUGAUUUCACCAGUGGUGGCACAGGGCUGCAGCCGUCUGCAGCAUUCGUCAGCCGGUUAGACGGCGAUUCGAAUAGGCGCGAGUCCGUCGACCUGAGCGAACAGCCAUGCCCUGAAUCUGCGUCGACGGAAAUGAGGGUGUCGUCAAAUGAAUAUUCACUCGGGUCUGGCCCGUGUCCAGAUCGUCCCUGUAGUGGCUCCCAGGUGCGAAAGACACUCUCUGACAACCAAAUGAAGUGUCGAGAAAGCGAAGCUUCCCGAGAGCGCGAAGCCGGGCACGGGAACGGCCAAGGCGGCGCCAGAGAUCUGACAACGACUGUGGUGGGGUGUGAGGGGGGACGAGACCGGAGCGUAGUCUCCGUUCGAACGAGGCCCUCUGAGCGCCAGCUUUUGGCGUCAUAUGAGGCUCCAUUUUCCUCUUUCUCAAAGUCCACAGGUGAUGUCAUUCAAGACGCCCCACGAGGAAAGGGGUGUCACGGUCCUGCAGUUACCAGAGCCCUUUCACAGCUGCCUCCGCUCAGUUCUGGAAUUCCUUCCACGGAUUUGCCUCCUGCCCAUGAUGUUCCCACAAACGAGCUUAGCGCGGAUCUCCAGGGAAAUUCGAAGAAAGUGUGUGAGACUUCUGGGAAAGACCGGGCAGCUAUGACACAGUCCCGACUGUCGCUGCCGACACUACGUGGGUGCUUUGCGGGCUUCCAUGCGCGGCCGCAAGCAGAGGAGCCGCGGCAGUCUUUGGGCGUGCAGGCUGAAGAGGCCCACCGGGGAAGAGUAUUUUCUGCGGAAGGUUUUGGGGCAGGAUGUCCCCUGCCUUCUAAUCUCGAGUCCACUUGUGCGGACGGCGUCCGAGAGAGUAGAGAGGGCCUGUAUGAAAUUGACCGAGGAGCGGAGAGAGAGCCAGGUGUAGCAGUCGACGUUGAGCCAUGGUCUGCUGGCGACAGUCAUGCGAGAGCCGGAGACCGAGGCGGCGCAGGAGGAACAGACAGUGCGGCUGCCGCUUUCCUCGACUGGAAAGUUCUCUUCUCCUUUCUCAGAGAGCAAGUUGCAUUUAACAAGGCUGCACAUGCCCUGAAGGCGCAACAGGAAGCUCACAGGCAGUGGGAGUUGCGGAAGGGUCUCGAAGACAGCAAAGAGGCGGAGUUGACGGAACAUGUUCUGCCUCACCUGAUUCGACACUGGGACGUCACUUUCCCCCUGACGGUGGUGGCAUCUCGGAGGGCUGCCGCUCUGGCUGAGACCAUUCGCUUUCUCCGGGGAAUGCAGCGCAUGGAGACCCGUUGGUGGUGGCGCCAGAAGGACAGACGCAGCUGCGGCUCUUCCUCGGAGCUUGACCCUGGGAUGAAGGUGGUAAACAGUGGCUUCUUGCCGGACGAGGCAGGGCUCUGCGGGUACCGGCGAGCGUCGACGAAGCAAAAUCCAAGCUCCCCUUCGAGAUAUUUCGCGCUGUCGGCUGCGACCCUUCCCUGGGACCCCCGCCUGAGGAACUGCGAGUCAGCAACCAGCUCGUGGAAGCGCUCUGGUGGCAGCAGUCUGAUAGAAGGCAGACAAGGCAGAAGCUCGAUUCGGCAAGAUAGCGUGGGUUUUUCCGUAGGAGAGGGCCCAAGCCACAAAGGAGAGUGUUCACGGGGCUGCCGAAGCGAAGAAGCCGGCAAACGUGGCGACGAGGCAGCGGCCGACCCAGGCGUUACACCUGAAGAAGAGCGGGCGAAAGCCGACGUCUGGGAAGCCUCUCGAGAGGACCGAGCAAGCGCUGAAAAAUCGCAAGGAAGUGGAGCCGACAGCAGCGGGUGGACGCGGGGAUGCAAUGCCAUCGCGCGAUUUGCAGCGCAGGGUAGUCGCUCCCAGCUGGCGUGGGGAUCGAAUCCCGCCGCCUUUCGGGGUCGCGAGGAAGGAGGCGAGAGGGGAGACGGAGCGAAGGUGCGGAACCUCGCACAGCCUGGGGGAGCAAGCGAACAGGAGGGCGGUCUCGACGACGACGCGAAACGAAGAGACACACAAACGGAUCCAAUGUAUCACCUGGUUCGCACAGACGAACUCGAGGAGCUCCGUGUCUCCGAGCAACUGCUCCGCCUCUGGCAGUCGGGGCUUCCGUCGAGUCUUCGCAGCUUUUUCUGGUCCCUCGCUCUUCUUGGACAUUCUCGCCCCGGUGAGUCUCUUCAUGAGAGACGACGGCCGUUCGCUGACAAUAUCGCAGUCCCGUGUCGCGGCAGCCUGCAAGAGAGCGAACCUUCGUCGAGGGAGGCGGACGGCAUGCGUCAACGCAUGAACGUUUCCGUUUCUGAUCCGACGGACGCGAGCCGAAUAGGGCGCCUGGACAAGGGGAGCGGAAGCGCAGAGCGCUUGGGUCCCCUCGGGGACCUCGCCACUCUGCGCGGAAUGCCUCAAGUCACCACGUUAGCGUUUGCCUACACAGACGCUGAAGAGGAAAGGUGGACGCAGGUCUACAGGGGCCUCCGGGCACGCGCGGACGCACUCAAACAGUACCCCUCAGAGAGGCGUCGCACUUGCGCAGAUUUUCCUUUUUAUCUGCAAGGUUCGCAUAACUUCGAUUCUUUCUCUUCGCCGCGUGGCAAGGGUCGCGAGUCCCGAGACUCGCGAGGAAGCCACGGGAAUGAGACCGCCCUUCGAGGGAGAGCACGGGGCGAGCAGGUGACUGGAAGUCCUGCCUUCGAGCGUGCGGAAGCGAGCAGAAGGCCCGCGACAGUCAGUCCGGUGGACAGGGAGAACCGGUUAGCCGGCAUUUCGGCAGAAGCGGAAAUUCUAAAAAUUCUCCCCGUGACUUCGAACUCCGGUUCGCGUUCUUUGUCCGCUCCCAGCCUGCCUUCCGGUUCUCGCUUUGCCUCCCCACGUUCUCCCAGAGCGUCAGACGCGCCGGUCGUGCGCCCUAAGGGUCAUCGCGAGCUGGGCCCCGAUGCGGGAGACACCCCAAAGGCGGUGGCACAAACAGGAAAGGCGUCUCGUCGGCUGGACGCUUUUGUCGACGGCGGCGCACGCGUACGCGGGAAGCAUUCUUACUUGGAGCUCUUCGAAUCCUCGUACGCGGCCGAAGCAGAGAGGCUCGGCAGCGACAUCGAUCUGGGAGUCUGUCGCUCGUCGAGCGUGUCCGCUCCCGCACCAGAUACUCCGGUGAGGCCUGGAGAAGCUCCCGUCCCAACGAGGGAAGGCGGCAGCCAGACGUGGCAGUCUGGGGAGGGAUGCGGAUGUACAGAGGAGAGCGUCUUUGCGUCACAUGGUGGGAUGCUGUCCAUCAGCGAUGUUGAUAUUAAAAGUGGCCAAUGUGUGACGGAAUCGACGGCGGGCUCUACCGCGACGCGCGUUGGCAAACGGUCCGCGAGCUGGGACCACAAUCACCAGGAAAAGGACACCGGAGACGGCGCGGCAGCUGGUCAGCUGGACGCACAGCUCGCUCCCUGUCACGUCAGGCCUGUCACCUCGCCUCGCGAGGCCCGCAGGGGGCAACAGUCAGCGUGCCAGCGGCACGGCGAUUCUGUGUAUGUCUGUGAGGGGGGAGCGAGAGGAAGUCCGCGAAUCAAAGACAGUGCCACGAGGCAGCAAGCGCCCGCAGACUCUCUCAAGCUCGCAUCUGCACCUUUGGAGGACGGGAACGCUGGUCGAAGGUACUCAUGCUCACGCUGUGUUGAUGCAUGCAGCUGCCAGCAAAGUUCAGCGGCUGAUGCAGCUCUAGCUCAUUUCCGCCGGUUGGAGAGAGACAUCGCGGGCACAUAUCCUCUUCUCCAAAUGCUGCCUGAGGGGAUAGCUACGGCGGAGCCUCUCCUCAGCGCGGGCUCCGCUUUCGAGUUGCUUGCGUCUCUAGACCACCCCAAUGGGGCGUGUGCAUGCGGCUUCCGCGUCUGGGGGGGAAACCCAAGUUACGAAAUGCCGACUUGUUCUGUUUCAUGCAGCAGCAAUGACACCUUACAGGCAGGCGUGUGCGACGCAAGACGCCGGGGCGAAGGCGGCCAGUGGAAGCAAAGCAGCGACGGGCUUCAUCCUUCUGACGGGUUCGCCUUCCCCUUCGGCCAGCCCGGUCAGGCGCCCCUCUGCGCUGCAUGCUGUAGGUGCCGUAGAUGCAGCCCUUUGGACUCUCGAGAGGGUGACGCCGAAAGGCAGACUGCGUGGGAGACUGGCGGCGAGGUUGGGGCGAGGCGACUCAUAGAGCCGACAACAAUGGAUAAGAGCGAGCAACCGGAUGAGGACGUGAAAGCGAGUGCCUGCACCAUUUCUGAACAGCCAGAGUGCCACUCCAAUCGGUCAGGAGACUGUUCUGUCGCUAGGCACGACUCAAAAGCGGCAACAGAGGCAAACGUUGCGGACACCACACGAAAUCUCUUGCUCGCGUCUUUCCGUGUGGGCGAUCCGUUCGACGAUUUCAAUGAGACCUCAUCUCGUGGAUAUCCCCACUCGCAUGAAAACGAACUGCAGUUCGCCGCACCUAGUGCGCUGUCCACCGAGGAUUGGCAAGUGCAGCCUACGACAGCGACCAGCGACUGUGUACCAUCUAGAGAGGCCAUAACAGCUUGCGACAGAGACAUCUUGUUGGCGAAGCAGGGGAGAGAAGGGCCACAUUCCGAGAGCGACUUUUUCCGCGGGAGUUUUUCCCCAGACACGAGCGCACUGGAACAACGAAGAGACCUGGACGGCGCAUCCAGUUGCCUUUCUGGCAAAACCUCCUCAGGACGAAAGAGCAGUCACAGGAGAAUGUACUGCGUUUGUCCGCGGUGUUCUAUUGGCGCUGGUAUCGCCGACGUUGUGGAAUGCGUUGUGCUGCACAUGCCCACGGUGGGUUAUGUUCAAGGCAUGGCAGGCAUUGCGGGAGUUCUUCUCUUUUUCAUGGAGCGCGAAAGGGCAUUCACCAUCAUGGUUCAGCUACUGCAGCUGCAUCCUCUGCCGGACUUCUUCAUGCUGAGCUCUUUAGGAAAGAGAACGCUGCGGCAUCAUUUGUCAGCCUUCAAGCGCUACUUGGCGGCCUUGCUGCCGGAGUUAUCAGAGCACUUCACCAGUCUUCACUUGUCGCCUUCUUUCUACCUGCUCCCUUGGGUCUUGUCUCUGUUCACGUCUAUCCUCCCUCUUCAUAUCGUCGUUAGAGUUUGGGACGGCCUCCUGCUCGCGGACGGUGGGCGAGAUACACUCUUUCAGAUCGCGCUUGCAAUUCUGCACUACUACGAUGAAGCAUUGAGGAGACGCUCCUUCGAGGGCUGUGUCGUCCUCCUGAGUCGCCAAGACUGUCCCUCGGGGUCAAAAACAUCCGCUUUCGACGAAUGCCGUUUUUUCGCAGGCCUGAGAUGGGUCGAAGCUCAGUGGCCGGAGAGCGAAGAGGCUUUGGUUGUCCCUUGAGCAGCGCACGCAACAGGAGACGAAUGAAGCCGACCCAGUAUAUGUCACCGCGGGCUCUGAAGAGCGGGUCCGAACCUCCCCCUCCCCCGACCCCCUUUUUCGACGGUGCUUGCCAGGGUGAUAUUCGACUACGUCAACGCUCAGAUGCAGCUAUAAAGUGUGUUGCGGCAUUUCUCGCCAGCGUGCGAGUUUUGGAAUAUUCAUGUGUCACCGUAACCGUGUCUGCAGCAGUAGGGGGAUCUGUGCCGAGUUCUUAUCUAUCAUGUGGAGCUUCUGAACGACCCAGAAGUGGAUAAAACGAUAGAGAGGCGUAAACAGUUCUCAGGAACUUCUGCAAUUCUGAAGCGGCACAGUGUGUGUUGUGACAAAGGCUGUUACUAGCAGUGGAAUUUUACAGCAACUCUACCAGCGGCUUUUUUGUUCAUGAAAGAUGCGUGCUCUUUCAGGUAUUAGGUAAUUCUAAUUUUCUUCCCCGUAUGUGUGUCUGAUCGGGGCGAGUACCGCGUCGAAUUUCUCUCUCCGACCUCUAGGGUAACGAGACGCAGGUAUACCUCCCCUGUGAAGAGUUCCUCCGGGGAAAGAUCCAUAAAGUAGCUCGUGCGUUACAAGUGUUAAGAGGAAUGACUUUUCGACACAGAGACACAA
Messenger RNA from Toxoplasma gondii ME49, 12609 nucleotides. Its product is annotated as Sec7 domain-containing protein. Gene Ontology annotation, molecular function: guanyl-nucleotide exchange factor activity. The coding region runs from base 1 to 11964 and encodes 3987 amino acids. The transcript is spliced from 10 exons. The record is from RefSeq and is a predicted model, not a curated record. Gene Ontology annotation, biological process: regulation of ARF protein signal transduction. NCBI's taxonomy places the organism in Eukaryota, Apicomplexa, Conoidasida, Eucoccidiorida, Sarcocystidae.